Molecule: messenger RNA, 478 nt
Organism: Paralichthys olivaceus (Japanese flounder)
Lineage: Eukaryota; Metazoa; Chordata; Actinopteri; Pleuronectiformes; Paralichthyidae
Source: RefSeq, a predicted model, not a curated record
GUCGGGAUAAUCGAUGAUGACAUAUUCGAAGAGGACGAACACUUCUUCGUGCGCCUGCUGAAUCUGCGUGUUGGCGACGCCGAGGGGAUGUUUGAGAGCGACGAAGUGGGCGCUGCCCCCAAAGCUCGCUUGGUUGAGCCCCUGGUCGCCACGGUGACCAUCCUGGACGACGACCACGCUGGCAUCUUCACGUUCAGCGAGCGCAUGGUGCGGACGAGCGAGAGCGUGGGCACCAUGGAGGUGACGGUGGCUCGCAACUCGGGCGCCCGGGGCACCGUCAUCCUGCCGUACCACACCGAGUCAGGGACCGCCAAGGCUGGAGAAGACUUCGAGGACGCCAGAGGAGAGCUGGAGUUCACCAACGACCAAACCACUCAGACGCUCCAGUUGAGGAUCAUUGAUGACGAGGAAUAUGAAAAACACGAAAACUUCUUCAUUGUGUUGGAGGACCCGCGCUGGUUAAAGAGAGGGAUUUCAG